Molecule: messenger RNA, 980 nt
Organism: Pimephales promelas (fathead minnow)
Lineage: Eukaryota; Metazoa; Chordata; Actinopteri; Cypriniformes; Leuciscidae
Source: RefSeq, a predicted model, not a curated record
CUCGAUUUACCAGCCGUAGAUGUUUGUAGGAAGUCAUGUGAGGCGGGAUAUAUGGCGGCUGUGGUCAAUUUUUUACAUUGAAAAACACUGCGAUCUGCUUCUGUCAUCACUGGCGAGGAAAUAAUUAUCUGGUUUAUGUUCUGUACAGAAACAAUCGUUUCCCCCGGAUCAUCGGCUCUAAAGUAUUUAAGUUAUAGAGGGCUUUUAUUCUGCUUUGGCUGUAACUGCUCAUCAUCAUCUGCUCCCCGCUUCCAGUUUAGUGUCGCAGACAGCAGGUCCUGUUAUUUUAUAAGUGAUGCUUGAGAUGAGAUUCUGACUCGGAAACAGAUUUUAGGGCGCCGUUUUUGUUUGUAACAAUACAAGCGUGUGAUGACGAAAAUCUCUUAGAUUAAAUAUUAACACAUGUAUUCCGUCAUACACUAACCGAACUGUCAUCUAAUGAGACAUUCUCUUUAUUCACCCACGAGCUGUAUUCAAAGACCAGUUUUAACUCUUAUAGUUGUCUCUUAUGCGUAAGUUAAGUUUUUUUCCUGAAAUACUUGGAAAAAAUGAACACAGAAAAGGAUUUUUCUCCACUGACACCAAACAUUGUGAGAGCCCUCAACGACAAACUGUACGAGAAGAGGAAGGUGGCAGCUCUUGAGAUUGAAAAGCUUGUACGGGAAUUUGUAGCCCAGAACAACUCUGCACAGAUCAGACAUGUCAUACAGAUAUUGGCCACAGAGUUUGCGCUGUCCCAGCACCCUCACAGCCGAAAAGGAGGCCUCAUUGGACUGGCGGCAUGCUCUAUUGCCCUGGGAAAAGAUUCUGGAUUGUACCUGAAGGAACUCAUUGAUCCUGUUCUUACCUGUUUUAAUGACUCUGACAGCCGUCUGCGUUACUAUGCCUGUGAAGCCCUUUACAAUAUAGUGAAGGUUGCCAGAGGAGCAGUGCUGCCCCACUUCAAUGUGCUGUUCGAUGGGCUUAGCAAGGUAAGCUGA